Messenger RNA from Doryrhamphus excisus (bluestripe pipefish), 1714 nucleotides. Lineage: Eukaryota; Metazoa; Chordata; Actinopteri; Syngnathiformes; Syngnathidae. The record is from RefSeq and is a predicted model, not a curated record.
CGUCUCCAUAUUGCCAUCGAUUGAUAAUUUCUCCCCAAAACGUCAAGGGGUCACAGGGGAGCUGGAGAACCAGGCCGGAAGUGAGGACAAUUCCAAGGACCCAUGGCUGGCAGGGACCCCACACAAUAGAAGAAGAAGAAGCGGCCUCGACAAUCAAUGUCAAUGAACCAUCAAUGUCGACCGACUCAUCGGGUCCUGGUCCGCCGCGGUGCCCGCUUAAGUCAACGUCAACAUAAACGAAUGUCUUUGCCCAACUCCGAGAACAACUCCACCCUGGAGAACGCCAUGCAGCUCCUGAUCCAGACCUUCCACAAGUACUCUGGAAACGAGGGCGACAAAUACACACUGAGCAAGCUUGAGCUGAAGACCAUGCUCACCACCGAGCUGGGCAGCUACCUGGGGAACGCCCAAGACAAGGAAGCGGUGGAUAAGGUCAUGUGCGACCUGGACUCCAACGGGGACGGCGAGGUGGAUUUCACCGAGUUCAUCAUCCUGGUGGGGGCCCUCACUGUGGCGUGCAACGACUUUUUCCUGGAAUACAACGACAAGCCCUGCAAGAAGUGAACGUAGCGUUUGAGGGAGGACGACGCGCAUCUUAAUGUCUCUUUUGGUUCCAUGUUUGGGUUCAUGCCUUUUUGUAACACUGUCAAGCUGUGGGAUCCCCCCCCCCCGGAAAGAAUAAAUGUAGUCUUUGUUCAAACAAUACCCGUCUUGGCCGUUUUCUGUUGUGAGAGAGCCUGCUAGAUGAUAGCAGGUGGCCCUCAUUUUAGAUCGGCUUAUUUUUGCCACAACAAUUUAUCUCCGAAUACGUGGCCUGUGAUUGGCUUGUGGCCUACAAGGUGAGUUCAAUCUGAAUUCCUUUUGGUUCGUAGAUUUGUAUCUCCACAGCGAAUCCGACUUCUUUCAUUUUUCCAGCUGUGAAAUGAGUCUAGUAGUCUCGGGGUCAGUUUACAAUUGAAUUGAUAGGGAGCAAUGCCAGCACUGGAGAGAGUGAUUAGCUGCCAACGAAGGUUUAGCAAAGUUCAGUCGAUCUCCUGAGAAGAACGCGGAACGGAAACAUGUUUACUCGUGACUUGUGACCCUUCUUACUUUGGUUUUGACGUUGACGUGACCACAAACGUUAGCAUCUGCUUUUGCAAAAAACGUGACUUCAAUGACGAGGUUAACCAUGCUACAACGCAGGAGCCAUUUUUCUUGGAAAUCACCUUGUUGGCUCUCAAAUUUAGAAUUUAUUUCUAAUGUAUUUACAUCCUCACAAUACUCUUUAUAUACUUUUCUUAGACAGGCACACGUUUUGUCACAUUUCUCUAUAGUUUAAACACUCAAAGUUCAAAUUCCAUUAGAAUUUUUGUGAUCAAUUUCUUGGACACAAGAAACGAUUAAGUGCCUCACCUUAUUCACUUCUCAGACGUGCGUCGUCCUGGCACCGUUCGGCUGUAGCGUUUUUGUGUCCUUGUUAAAACAUAUCGUUCUUUUACUCCUUGUAGUCCUCCAUGAACCAAAGAUUCAUUCCUGCAUUUCUGCAAAUUAGGAUCACUUAUUUCUAAACAGAAUAUUUCCAUGGUUAGCGCAUAGAAAACCUGUUUACGACCUUUUAAAUCUGUUUUUUAACAUUAUUAGAGCCCUCUAGACAUGAAAUGACAACCCUAUAGUCACAUUUACAUUCAUAUUACCCAAUAUAGUAGACAUAAAAAGAUCAAAUAAGACAUUUAGG